Messenger RNA from Coccidioides posadasii C735 delta SOWgp, 822 nucleotides. RefSeq lists its product as uncharacterized. Gene Ontology annotation, biological process: mRNA splicing, via spliceosome. Lineage: Eukaryota; Fungi; Ascomycota; Eurotiomycetes; Onygenales; Onygenaceae. The record is from RefSeq and is a predicted model, not a curated record. Gene Ontology annotation, cellular component: U2-type catalytic step 1 spliceosome.
AUGUCUGAACGUAAGGUUCUUACGAAAUACUACCCUCCUGACUUUGACCCGUCAGCCAUUACGCGCACACCCAAGCAUUUGCGCGCCACAGGUCCGAAGCUUCUCACAGUCCGAUUAAUGGCUCCGUUUAGUCUCAAAUGCACCAACUGUGGAGAGUAUAUCUACAAAGGCCGGAAGUUCAACGCUCGAAAAGAGACCACCGAUGAACGGUAUCUGAAUAUUCCAAUAUAUCGCUUCUAUAUAAGAUGCACCCGAUGCUCGAGCGAGAUUACUUUUAAAACCGACCCCAAAAACAUGGAUUAUACGUGUGAGAGAGGCGCAAAACGGAACUUCGAGCCCUGGAGAGAUGCGGCUGCGAGCCAAGUCAAUGAAACCGAAGAAGAGACACUCGAUCGACUCGAGAGGGAAGAAAAUGAGGCAGAGGAGAGAGCAGAGAGAGAUAAGAUGAUGGAACUUGAAGAAAAGAUGUUGGACUCAAAACGAGAGAUGGCCGUCGCUGAUGCGUUGGAUGAGAUUCGAACGAGGAAUGCCAGAAUUGAGCGUGGAGAAAGGGGCGGGGAAGAAGCAGCCCUUCUACGAGCGAGACGGGAGGCAGAAGAUGCGCAAGCAAAAGCCGAUGCGGAGGAUGCUGAAAUCGCGCGAAAAGUCUUUAUGACUAAAGAUGGCGAGCGCGUGAAGCGAUUAGUUGAAGAGAGCGACACAGGAGACUCGCCCGUGCCGAAUUCUGCAGAGAUGCCGCCACCGUCAUUUGCGAGGGUAAAAAGGCCUAAAAAGCCGUUCUCAGCCGGUCUGGGAAUAAAAAAGAAAACUUCUUUAGUUUAA